Molecule: messenger RNA, 7059 nt
Organism: Corticium candelabrum
Lineage: Eukaryota; Metazoa; Porifera; Homoscleromorpha; Homosclerophorida; Plakinidae
Product: acetyl-CoA carboxylase-like
Exons: 71
Coding region: 55-6831 (2258 amino acids)
Biological process (GO): fatty acid biosynthetic process
Cellular component (GO): mitochondrion
Molecular function (GO): acetyl-CoA carboxylase activity; metal ion binding; ATP binding
Source: RefSeq, a predicted model, not a curated record
ACGAGCUGGCACAUGUGCUACUGCUGCUCGUGCAAGAAAAAAUAGGUCUAUUUAAUGGAGGAUUCCGAGACCUCUGCACUACCCAGAGUGAAGUCCAGAGUAUCUCCAGCCAACACGACUUCUGAUGAUGUUGUGCACGUCGCGACACCAGCUGAGUUUGUGAGACGAUUUGGAGGCAAUCGAGUCAUUGAGAGAGUUCUUAUUGCAAACAAUGGCAUUUCAGCUGUUAAGUUCAUGCGUUCGAUACGACUAUGGGCUUAUGAGAUGUUUGGUAACGAGAAAGCAAUUCGUUUUGAUGUCAUGGUGACUCCUGAGGAUCUCAAGGCGAAUGCCGAGUACAUUAGAAUGGCAGAUCAAUAUGUUCAUGUUCCUGGUGGAUCGAACAAUCACAAUUAUGCAAAUAUUGAUCUGAUCCUUGAUGUAGCCAAACGAACAGGAGCUCAAGCUGUUUGGGCUGGAUGGGGUCACGCAUCAGAGAAUCCAAAACUGCCAGAGCUGCUACAGAAACAUGGCAUUACUUUCAUGGGACCACCCGAGAGAGCAAUGUGGGCUCUUGGAGACAAAAUUGCAUCGACAAUUAUGGCGCAGUCGGCAGAUGUACCAACAUUGCCAUGGAGCGGUUCAGGUUUGAUUAUUGGCAAUGCAAAUGAAAGGUUAGCAAGUGGCAAGACAGUGGAAAUACCUGAGGACCUCUACAAACGUGGAUUCAUUACAUCUUCUGCAGCUGGUUUAAAGAUAGCGACAGAUAUCGGCUUUCCAGUCAUGAUCAAGGCGUCUGAAGGUGGAGGUGGUAAAGGCAUCAGGAAGGUACAAUCGGCACAAGAAUUUCAAACAGCCUUUGAACAGGUUCAAACAGAGGUGCCUGGAUCUCCAAUUUUUAUUAUGAAGUUAGCAACAAAGGCACGACAUCUUGAAGUCCAAGUGCUCGCUGAUCAACACGGAAACGCCAUUUCUUUGUUCGGUCGUGACUGCUCUGUUCAACGACGUCACCAGAAGAUCAUUGAAGAGGCUCCAACUACCGUAGUGUCACAGUCUAUGUUUGAUGAAAUGGCAAAGGCUGCUGUGAGGCUGACAAAAAUGGUUGGGUAUGUGAGUGCUGGUACAGUGGAAUACCUGUACGUGGACGGUGAAGGAUUUUACUUUCUGGAAUUCAAUCCUAGAUUGCAGGUGGAACAUCCUUGCACCGAGAUAAUCGCAGACGUUAAUUUACCGGCUGCUCAGUUUCAGGUGGCAAUGGGCAUUCCACUGCAUCGCAUCAAGGAUAUCCGUGUGCUGUACCAUGCUGGAUCAUGGAACACAACUCCUAUCGACUUCGAAAAACCCAGUCACAAGCCAGAACCGCACGGUCAUGUCAUUGCUGCACGAAUCACAGCAGAGAAUCCAGACGAAGGAUUUAAACCUAGUGGUGGUACAGUACAAGAGCUGACGUUUCGAAGCAGUAAGAACGUGUGGGGAUACUUCAGUGUCAGUGCAUCCGGUGGUCUACACGAGUAUGCAGAUUCCCAGUUUGGCCACUGCUUUGCGUGGGGUGAAGAUCGAGAGAAAGCUCGCAUGAAUCUUGUACUCGCUUUGAACCAGGUAUCAAUCAGAGGUGACUUUCGGACAACAGUUGAAUACCUUAUCAAACUGCUUGAAGCGGAUGAAUUUAUUUCUAAUGAUAUCAGCACAGUUUGGCUUGAUAAACUGAUUGCCGGGAGAGUACAAAGUGAGAAACCAGACAUUAUGGUGGCUGUUGUGGCUGCAUCAUUGCAUGUUGCUGAUUCAACGUUUCAGAAACGUUUUAGUCAGUAUGAGCACUCACUUGCACGGGGUCAAGUUAUGAGUGCAGCCCCUUUGACAUCUGGAAUAGAUGUUGAUCUUAUUUACGAGAACAUGAAGUAUGUUGUACAGGUCUAUCAGUGUGCUCUUGAAGGAUACUUUGUAUUGUUAAAUAACUCAUGGAUUAAACUGGAGGUUCACAGGAUGUCAGAUGGAGGGCUGCUAUUCUCUAUUGCUGGUAACAGCUAUAGUACAUAUAUGAAGGAAGAAGUUGAUCAAUACCGAAUUAUUAUUGGUGGGAAAACGUGUAUUUUUGGCAAAGAAUGUGACCCAUCUAUUCUCAGAUCUCCGUCAGCUGGAAAACUGAUUCGGUAUCUUGUGGACGAUGGUGGUCAUGUGUUUGCUGGUGAUGCAUAUGCUGAGAUUGAGGUGAUGAAGGCUGUAAUGUCUUUGACUGUUUCGGAGAAUGGCUGCAUUCAUUGUGUGAAGCAUGCUGGUGCAAUCCUGGAUUCUGGCACUGUUAUUGCACAUCUUGAACUAGACGAUCCCAGCAGAAUCAGACAAGCAGUCAAGUUUGAAGGACAGCUACCAUUCGCUCAGCACAGUUUUCUCACUGAAGGCGCUCGACUGCAUGAGAUGUUUGCAUCUAGUCAUGCCAUCUUGGAGAAUAUUUUGAAGGGCUAUUGUGUUCCUGAUCCAUUCUUUAAUCAAAAACUUGAAGAGACAUCUAGUGCUCUCAUGAGAGCUUUGCUGGACCCAAACUUACCACUCAUUGAAAUGCAGGAAAUUUUAUCAACAUUGACUGGUCGGAUUCCAGUGAAAAUUGAACGCACAAUCCAGAAGCUGCUGUCUCAGUAUUCGAGCAAUGUGACAUCUAUGCUGUGCCAAUUUCCUGGAAGACAGAUUGAAAACAUGAUUGACACGUAUGCUCAAGAUGUGGGCCGUACUGAGAAUAAUGCUUUUUUCAUGAACAUGAUGGGUGUUAUAAAACUGAUCCAGAGAUAUCGAGAAGGAAUUCGUGGUCACAUGAAAAAUGUCCUUUUGUCGUUUUUUAAAGAAUACUUGAGAGUAGAAAGUGCGUUUAAUCACGGCAACUAUGAUGUUUGUGUUGCAAGACUUCGAGAUAGUCACAAAGAUGACAUGGCUGCUGUUGUCGGGUUUGUUUUGUCUCACCAACAAGUGGCUAGAAAGAAUGCACUGAUCGUGAAUCUUAUUAGUCGGUAUUGUGCACAUCAGAGUGCUUGGUCUGAUGAUGUGUUGUUCGUUCUGCAAGAGUUGGCCAGUUUGAAUAAUCAGAAAAAUGCAAAAGUGGCAUUGAAAGCUCGACAGGUAAUGAUUGAAAGCAGUCAGCCAUCGUUUGAAGUUCGAUACAAUGAGGUUGAGUCCGUUUUCUUACUAUGCCUUCAUUCACCAGAUGCAUCAGACCAACUGCAGAAACUCAUCCAGUCAGAAUCAUCAUUGUUUGAUGUGCUGCCGAGCUUCUUCUACCACAUUAAUGCUGGCGUUUGCAGAAUGGCAUUAGAAGUGUACGUCCGCAGAGCAUAUAUAGCAUACGAGAUGGUCUGUCUGAAUCAUGGACAGGUGGAUGGAUUGCCAAUCGUGGAGUGGCAGUUUAUGUUGCCACAAUCUCAUCCUAAUAGACGACCGCAGCCUUCAAGAAAGUUGAAAAAGCAUUCAAUUCCACAAGUAUUCAGCAUCGGUGAUAAGUUGUCUGACCUGCCAGGAAUUCCUCAAUGUGAACGAAUGGGAGUAAUGGUGGCUUGUGAGACUCUAGAAGAUUUUGAGAAACGCUUUGAAAACAUUUUAUGUCGCUUCAGAGACAGUUUGUCUCUUCCUGGCACUCCAAUCAGUGGAACAGCUCGCUUACCUUCAGUCGAGGAAGGAAAACCACAAGAUGACGUUGAUGACCCCCGACAUAUUAUCAACGUGGCUCUGAAGUCAUUUCAGAGCACUGAGACAGACACCUUGCCACCAACACCUUUACUCGCAUUUAUUGACAAAUGGAGAGAUUACAUGCGAACAAAGAGUUUACGACGAAUUUCGUUUUUGCUUCAUAGCAGGGGCGUCUGUCCACAGUACUACACUUUCAGAUCGUCAACUAAUUUUGGUGAAGACGCCAUCUAUCGCCACAUGGAACCAGCUCUUGCCUUUCAGUUGGAGAUAAACAGAAUGUCUAACUUUGAUCUGCAAGUUAUACCCUCUUUGAAUCCACGAAUGCAUUUGUACUUGGGCUCUGCAAAGAUGCCAAAGGGACAAAAGAGCACUGAUCUUCGACUCUUUAUCCGCUCCAUCAUCCGUCAUUCUGAUUUCAUCAGCAAGGAGGCCACAAUAGAGUACAUGGUGGAAGAAGGAGAACGUUGCUUGCUAGAAGCUCUUGACGAGUUAGAAGUUUACUGCAACAAUCCAGAAUUCAAGAGCACAGAUUGUAACCACAUCUUUCUAAACUACGUACCACCGUUCAUUGUUCCUGACAUAAACAAGGAAAAUGUCAUUUUUCCAAUUAUUUUGCGGCAUGGUCGGAGAUUAUGGAAUCUCAGAGUGAUGCAAGCUGAAAUCAAACUGUGCUUGAGGUCUGUUCCUAAUGGACCGAAUAUUCCAGUUCGCUUCUUUAUCACCAAUUCAUCUGGCUACAAUCUUGAGUUGCAUGUUUAUCAAGAAGUAGAGGAUCCCCUGACCGGAGAGCUUGUGCUGAGAUCAUAUGGUCCCAAGACAGGCCCAAUGCAUGGUCAAAAGAUUAAUGCACCAUUUGUUCCCAAAGACUAUGUCGAGAUGAAACGAUCGGCUGCCCAUGCUUUACAGACGACGUAUGUUUAUGAUUAUCUGAACUUGUUUCAGCAGGCUGUUGAGAAACAGUGGAGAAAACAUGCCAAGGCAUUAGGACAACAAGAGAACAUUCCUGAACAAGUGAUGUCUGCAACAGAGCUGGUGCUUGCUGAUCAGAAAACACUCAAAGAAGUCAAUAGAUCACCAGGCCAGAAUGAUGUUGGUGUCGUCGUGUGGAAAGCCAAAAUGUUUACUCCAGAAUGUCCUAAUGGCAGAGAGAUCCUCCUUAUUGCCAAUGAUGUUACUUACAAAAUAGGUUCGUUUGGACCACAAGAGGACCAGCUUUUCAAUAGAGCAUCAGAAAUGGCUCGUUCUCUUGGCAUACCAAGAAUCCACAUUGCAGUGAACAGCGGUGCUCGCAUAGGACUAGCUGAAGAGGUAAAGCAGCUGUUUCAAGUGGCCUGGGUUGACAACGCCGACCCAAACAAGGGAAUCAAGUACCUGUAUCUAAACCCAGUGGACUUCACUCAAUUGUCACAUAGUGUUAAAGCAGAGCUGAUUGAGGAUGAGGGAGAGUCUCGUUACAAAAUCACCGACAUCAUUGGUGAAGAGGAAGGUCUUGGUGUUGAGAACUUGCAGGGAUCAGGAAUGAUUGCUAGAGAAACAUCUCUAGCAUACAACGAGAUAGUUACUCUCAGUCUGGUUUCAUGUCGAACUAUCGGAAUUGGUGCGUAUCUCGUCCGUUUGGGCCAACGCAUUGUUCAAGUCGAGAAUUCAAACAUUAUACUGACCGGUGCCGGGGCAUUGAACAAAGUUCUGGGGAAACAAGUCUAUUCGUCAAACAACCAGCUUGGUGGACCUCGAAUAAUGCACUACAAUGGUGUCACUCAUCUUGCUGUAGGAGACGAUCUAGCUGGAGUUCAGGCAAUUGUCCAUUGGCUCUCUUAUAUCCCUGCCGUCAGAAAUGCUCCAUUGCCGUUGUUGCCAACCAGUGACCCAGUUGAGAGAACAGUUGACUUUAUGCCGACCAAAGUGCCUUAUGAUCCACGCUGUAUGCUGGAAGGAAGACCAAAUCCUGACAACAGCUCGAAGUGGCAGUCUGGGCUCUUUGACAAGGGAAGUUUCGUUGAAACUAUGAAGCCAUGGGCACAGUCUGUCAUAUGUGGCAGAGCAAGACUGGGAGGCAUUCCAGUCGGGGUAAUAGCUGUCGAGACGCGUUCGGUCGAAUGUGUUGUACCUGCAGAUCCAGCCAAUGUGGACUCGGAAGCACAGAUUGUAACUCAAGCAGGACUGGUGUGGUACCCUGACUCGGCUUUCAAGACCGCUCAGGCUAUAUCAGACUUCAACAUGGAACAGCUUCCUCUCAUUAUCUUCGCCAAUUGGCGUGGUUUCUCGGGAGGCAUGAGAGAUAUGUAUCAAGAAGUUCUCAAAUAUGGUGCUCUCAUCGUGGAUGCACUUCGUCAGUACAAACAGCCAGUAAUUAUUUAUAUUCCUCCAAAUGGUGAGCUUCGAGGUGGAGCAUGGGUUGUGUUGGACUCAACGAUCAACCCAGAGAUGAUUGAGAUGUAUGCUGACAAAGACAGCAGAGGUGGCGUUCUCGAGCCUGAGGGCACAGUAGAAGUGAAGUACAAGACCAGGGAUCUCGUGAAAACGAUGGAUCGAUUGGACCCAGAGUGCAGACGUAUCGGAAAUGCACUCGGAAAUUCUGGCAUACUCGAAGCCGACCAAAAUACUUUACAGCACGAGUUAGAGCAAAGACACAAACACUUAGAACCAACCUAUCAUCAAGUUGCAGUACAGUUUGCCGAUCUUCAUGACACAGCCGGUCGAAUGCAAGACAAAGGAGUCAUUCUGGACAUCUUGGAUUGGCGUAACUCUCGUGGGUAUUUGUACUGGCGGCUGAAACGACGAUUACUCGAACAAGAAGUAGUGAAGAAGGUCAUAGACGCUAACAGUACUUUGUCUCACGGUCAAACCAUGUCAAUGUUGAAACGAUGGUUCAUUGAACAGCAUGGUGUCGUAAAGAAUUACCUGUGGGACGACAACAAGACCGUUGUCGGGUGGCUGAGUCAGCAGCUUAGCGACAACGCCGCUACAUCUGUCAUCGAACAGAACACCAAGUUCGUGAAACGAGAUCACGUCCUCAAACAGAUCAAAAGCCUCGUUCAAGCUAACCCCGAGGUGGCAAUGGAUUCUAUUAUUCACAUCACACAUCACAUGAGCCCCAACCAACGGAUGGAGCUCGCUCGUGUGUUGUCUUCGCUCGAUGCCCAUCCAGAACCGGUAUCUACUCUCACAGACUCUCCAUAGUUCGGUCGAAAACUUAAUAUUUUCGUAUCAUGACAGCAAUAAAUUGUUUUCUUUACUCACCACAUGUUCUGUUAUUUACGACAAUAGAGGGCGCUUUUAGCCCACCACUUGAAGAAACAAGUGUCUACGGCAAGUAAGAAUUAAUGUGCAUGCCACAGUGUGUAUAGAGCUUGCAGUCGACACCUCACGAAAUGGCAUGCCCUCUUAGCAAUACAAACGAAGUCGUAG